UCCUACCACCAGGGAAGAUGCUGCAAGAAUGUACUAGGAUGCCAAGCAACAAUGGACUGAGCAAAAUCUACAUUGCAAUAACACCCACACCCUACACCAGUUUAGACCACAACUUUCCAAAUUUACAAGUUCUCCGGACAAUUUUUUAAAAUUUAGUAAUAAUGGACGACAUUCGGGCACUUACCAGCAAACUGGGAGAGGCUGUCCUGGACGAGCCGCUGUCAUGCUGCUGCGUCCCCUACCAGCAGAAUGUGCCCGCCGCCCGGGCCCCGCGGGACUGCGCCACCCCGGGCAGGAGGCUGCCGCUGUACGCCACCGGGCAGCGCAUCAUGGGGCAGCUGUACGUCAACCUGGAGCUGUACCCGGGGCCCGCCAGGCCGGUGCCGCAGAUGAAGGCGGAGCUGCGGGGCGGCAAGCACUACCCGGUGUGCAACUGCGUCAAGCGCAACGGGCUGCAGGACUCGUGCCUGUCGUGGCGCUGCAUGCUGGCCAACACCAUGCAGGGCGCCGCCGGCCAAGACAAGGGCUGCGCGGCCCUGCCCUUCCCGCAGUGCGUGCUCGGCCGCAAGCAGCUCUCCAAGUACGCCACCCUGCCCGACCGCACCCCCGAGUACUGCCGAUACGACUACCCGCCCGCCUGCUGCAAGCCCUGCACGCCCACCUGAGGGAAUACCAGACGCCCCAUGAGCAACGUAUGCGUGCCCGACUGUAACACCAACGCACCACCCCUGGCAGCCAUCGCCAACUCCUGCACCUGCCCGUGAGCACAGCCACAGCCCUUGCAGCCUCCCCCCGCGACAUGCAGCCCUCCGCACCGCGACCGUCGCGAGCCCCUCGCGGGAGGAAGGGGGCGUCCUCGGGCUCGGGCCGGAGGCGGCGGCACAGGCGGCGGCGCCGGAAGCGGGUUGCGGCCGAGGGAGCGGGGUCCGCGCCGAGGCGCCUCCGCCGCCCGUCUGUGAGCAGCGGCAGCAGCGCCGGCGCCGCGUCGUACGCGCGGCCCACGGUGGCCAGCAUGUCCAAGACGCGCGCGGGGCUGCCCGCCAGCGGCCCGGUGUCCGCGCACGUCGCCGCGUCCGCCGUGCUGCUGCGCCACAAGCUGACCCUGGCCUACCGGGCGGCGCGCGCCGUCAACGUGAGCAGCACGCAGCGGCCGCCCGUGCCCGUGCGCCUGCCCACGUCGCUGCGCUGGGGGCCGCUCGUCGAGAGGGGCAGGCUGCCCCCCGCGGCUGCUCGCAGGCUUAGCGCACUCAGCGGCUCCGUCACGGGCUCCAUGACCAGCGCUCUGCAGCCGCCUUGGGACCUGGGCCGCUACGUCACCGUCACCGUCCCCACCCUCAGUCGCCGGCUCGCCGUCCACGCCCGCCGGGGCUCUACAGGCCCGCGUUUCGACGACAGCACGGCUCCGCUUACCGCGGCCGCCGACCUUGUAACUCCAGAGCAGGUCGCAGCCAUGGCAGACCGACCCGUGGACCUGGAGAGCAUCGUCACGUCACCACAGAAUCUGUCGGCGGCCUCCUCUAAGGAGACCCUGGUCGCAGAGACUGCGCACCAGGACCAAACGGACGAGAAGGCUGAAGACGAUGCGUUACCGCUUGCGCCACCAUCAGAGGGACCGGCCGUCGACGUGGAGGCCCAGGGCGUAUCCACAGCAGGGGAACGCGACAGUCUUCCUGACACCCAGCCGCAGCCGGUGUCGGCCGUGCCCGAGGAGCACGCGCCCCUCAAGUCGUCGUGGCUAGCGCUCUACAAGAAGGUCAUCCUGGGCGAGGCCACGCGGCGGGCCGUGGAGGCCUCCAUGGCGGCCGCGGCGGCAGCAGCGGAGCGCGCCCCAAAGACCGUCGCGAAGGGCGUGUCCACCGCAGCUAGGAAGGGCCCGAGGACGAGUGGAAGGGCGAGCCCAAGCCCCGCCGCGUCGCCCAGCCCACGCAUCGUCAUCACGGCCUCCAGCCGAGCCGGCUCCAUCGGCUCCAUCUCCAAGCGCCCUGGGUCCAGCGGUAGCGGUCCCAGUAAAGCCACAUCGAUCGUAGGCCGGCCAGCGUCCAAUCGGCCCGUCACCGCUCCGACGCCGUCCCCGAGGCGGAGGGGUGGCCAUGACCUAACAGUGCUCACGACACAACCAGUCGUUCCAUGCAUGAGCAACUUCCGUCGCCGGUUCACUCGCACCAAGCGAAAAACACGGAAGUCGUCCGGGCCGAAAGAGCCUGCGACCCGGUCGGCCCCUGCGUCGGCGCCGACCACACCACUACCGCAGGCGCGUCGACAGCGAACGACCCCGCAGCCGAUGCCAACGCUUCAACAACGUCCUCCGUGGCGGGGCGCUGUCCUCGGCGAUGGCGCGCCCGACACGCCGCCAAGCCCGGUGGUGGAGUCUCUGCCGACGCCCCCACGGCCUCAACCGCGGCGGCGCCCGCGGCCGGCGACGGCGACGGGGCCUUCGCCGCGGAUGCGCAGACGGCCUCCAUGGCGAAGCAUUCUGCCCGAUGAGGACGAGGCUGUCGGCCAGGACACGGAGGCCUCGCCGGGCGACCAGUGCCGGGGGGGAGGCCGCCGCCAACGCGACGCGGGCGAGGCCCGGUGCGCGGCCGCCCUGGAGGCGCGCGUGCGCCAGCAGGCCCAGCAGGCGCGGCCGCGCUCACGGCCGCUGCUGCACUCCUGGUUCACCCUCACGUCCCAGAUGCCGGCCCCCGCCAGCUGCUCCAGCUGCGCCAGCCCCGGGCCCGCCAGCGCCAUGAGCGCCCAGAGCGUGCGGCUCCUCAACAGCUUCAUCGACACUCUCUGAGGCCGUUGCUUUCCGUCGU
Frankliniella occidentalis (western flower thrips) is the source of this 2798-nucleotide messenger RNA. Its product is annotated as nascent polypeptide-associated complex subunit alpha, muscle-specific form-like. Lineage: Eukaryota; Metazoa; Arthropoda; Insecta; Thysanoptera; Thripidae. The record is from RefSeq and is a predicted model, not a curated record. Bases 162 to 665 code for a protein of 167 amino acids. The transcript has 6 exons.